Molecule: messenger RNA, 2850 nt
Organism: Camelina sativa (false flax)
Lineage: Eukaryota; Viridiplantae; Streptophyta; Magnoliopsida; Brassicales; Brassicaceae
Source: RefSeq, a predicted model, not a curated record
GACGUCGUAUCCAAUCCUCUCUCUCUCUCUCUCUAUUAUAAUUCCCUUAACAAAAUAAUACUUAACUCUAAAGCUUUCGAGUUUCAUCAUCUCUCUCCGGUCGAUCUGAACUUAGCAAGUAGUAUCAGAGAGGAGAAGAGAGGGAUGGGUUGUGCGCAGUCAAAGAUCGAGAACGAAGAAGCAGUGACACGUUGCAAAGAACGAAAACAAUUAAUGAAAGAUGCCGUAACAGCUCGUAACGCUUUCGCCGCCGCUCACUCUGCUUACGCCAUGGCUCUUAAAAACACCGGAGCUGCUCUCUCCGAUUACUCCCACGGCGAAUUCUUAGUCUCUAAUCAUCACUCCUCAUCCGCCUCAGCUGCUGCUAUCGCUUCUACUUCCUCCCUUCCCACCGCUGUUUCUCCUCCUCCUCCUACUUCCGUCGCCGCCGUUUCUAAUCCCCCCGCUCCUUCUUCUUCUUCCUCCGCCGAGCCGAUUCCUGAUACUCUUCCUCCUCCUCCUCCUCCACCUCCGCUUCCUCUUCAACGUGCUGCUACUAUGCCGGAGAUGAACGGUAGAUCCGGUGGUGGUCCUUCUGGGAACGGUCUCAACGGAAUUGAAGAAGACGGAGCCCUAGAUCACGAUGACGACGACGAUGAUGAUGAUGAUGAUGACUCCGAAGUGGAGGAGAAUCGUGACCGUUUGAUUAGGAAAUCGAAGAGCCGUGGAGGUAGUAGUAGUACUAGAACGAGGAAUACGAUUGAUGAUCAUCAACAUCAUCACCUGGAGGAGAAGGCGCCGCCACCUCCUCCGGCGGCGAAUUCACGGCCAACUCCUCCGCCACGUCUGCAGCAGCAUCAACAACAGCAGCAGCAACCUUUCUACGAUUACUUCUUCCCUAAUGUUGAGACUAUGCCUGGAACCACAUUAGAAGACACUCCUCCACAACCACAGGUUGCAAAACCUCUCCCUCCUCAACCACGUUCACCAGUCACAGAGGAAGAAGAAGAUGAUGAUGAUGACGAUGACGAUGAUGAUGAUGAAGAGGAAGAAGAAGAGGAGGCGGUGGAGGCCGUGGAUGAACGGAAAGCUCCUCUGGUGGAGGAAAGACCGAGGAGAGUGGAGGAAGUGAGUGUUGUUGAAUUGGAAAAAGUUACUAAUUUGAGAGGGAUGAAGAAGAGUAAAGUGAUGGGGAUGGCCGGAGAGAGGAGAGGAAUGAGAAUGCCGGGGACGGCGAAUUUGGGGAAUGUAUUCAAUGAGCUUGAUGAUAGUUUCUUGAAAGCUUCUGAAAGUGCUCAUGAGGUUUCUAAGAUGCUUGAAGCUACUAGGCUCCAUUACCAUUCUAAUUUUGCAGAUAACAGAGGACAUAUUGAUCACUCUGCUAGAGUAAUGCGUGUAAUUACAUGGAAUAGAUCGUUUAGAGGAAUACCAAAUGCUGAUGAUGGGAAAGAUGAUGUCGAUUUGGAAGAGAAUGAAACUCAUGCUACUAUUCUUGACAAAUUGUUAGCAUGGGAGAAAAAGCUCUACGAUGAAGUCAAGGCCGGUGAACUCAUGAAAAUCGAGUACCAGAAAAAGGUUGCUCAUUUGAAUCGGGUAAAGAAACGAGGCGGUCACUCGGAUUCAUUAGAGAGAGCCAAAGCAGCGGUUAGUCAUUUGCAUACAAGAUACAUAGUUGAUAUGCAAUCCAUGGACUCCACAGUUUCAGAGAUCAAUCGUCUUCGGGAUGAACAACUAUACUUAAAGCUCCUUCACCUUGUUGAUGCGAUGGGGAAGAUGUGGGAAAUGAUGCAAAAGCAUCAUCAAAGACAAGCUGAGAUCUCAAAGGUUUUGAGAUCUCUAGACGUUUCGCAAACUGUGAAAGAAACAAAUGAUCAUCAUCACGAACGUACUAUCCAGCUCUUGGCGGUGGUUCAAGAAUGGCACACACAGUUUUGCAGGAUGGUAGAUCAUCAGAAAGAAUACAUAAAAGCACUUGCCGGAUGGAUAAAGCUAAAUCUCAUACCUAUCGAAAGCACACUCAAGGAGAAAGUAUCUUCGCCCCCUCGAGUUCCGAAUCCUGCAAUCCAAAAACUCCUCCACGUUUGGUAUGAUCGUUUAGACAAAAUCCCCGACGAAAUGGCGAGAACUGCCAUAAUCAAUUUUGCAGCGGUUAUAAGCACGAUAAUGCAGCAGCAAGAAGAUGAGAUAAAUCUCAGAAACAAAUGCGAAGAGACAAGAAAAGAACUAGGAAGAAAGAUCAGACAGUUUGAGGAUUGGUACUAUAAAUACAUGCAGAAAAGAGGACCGGAGGGGAUGAAUCCGGAUGGGUCAGAAGCGGAUAACAAUCAUAAAGACGAGGUCGUUGUGAGGCAAUUCAAUGUAGAACAAAUUAAGAAGAGGUUAGAAGAAGAAGAAGAAGCUUACCACAGACAAAGCCAACAAGUUAGAGAAAAGUCAUUGGCUAGUCUUCGAACUCGCCUUCCUGAGCUUUUUCAGGCAAUGUCCGAGGUUGCAUAUUCAUGUUCGGAUAUGUAUAGAGCUGUUACGUAUGUGACUCAGCGGCAAAGCCAAAGCGAACGGCAUCAGAAACAUACCCAGGGACAGGGUUCGUAAGAUCAGAGACUCAGUUUUUUCUAUGAUCUUCUAUUUUUAAGCAUACACACAUACAACGUAUAGCUAAAUAUCUAUCAUUGCUUUCUUGUAUUAAGUUUUGGGUUUUAUAAGAAGAUUUGUGACAUCUGAGAUUCAUAUAGUGUCUGAUUUGUUCUGUUGAGUAAUAAGUAAGUUGUGUAUCGAGUUAGAGUUGCAUUUGUAUAGUGAUGAAUCCUUGUAAUUUGUAAAACCCAUAUACAGUUUAUAGUUUAUAUAAACUACAAAUGCAUUGUGCAACUA